CCUGCCCCUCCCCUCUGUCUCUGCUCACCCAAAAGCUUCCACCUCCAGCCCCGAGUGCAUCAUCUUGAUUCUCUUCCCUCUUCCAUCUUCACUCUUCCCAUCCUCGUCUUACAACAUCGAGAGACCUUCCACCACUCAUUAGUCCAUCAAACCUCAGGUACGUAUGUCCAGGGCAUCAUCCGAUGGCCUCCUGUCCUGUUUUGUCGUCCCAUAUCACCUCCACGCCGUGGCACCUCAAGCUCUGCCACCAUCCAGCUCCCGUGGAUUCGCGCGUUGGGUGACGAACCACCCAGUCUUGCGGGAUAUUCCACGAACCUGGUCUGUCCUAGCUUGCAAUUGAGCGACUUUUGGGACCUUGAUACCAACCAACACGUCAACAAUUCUUCAACCUUUCCUCCUUCCCUCCAAACAUUCCCUUUCCCGCCAUCCGCCAGCCUUACUUUUCACCUACCACAAGUCCGUCCUUGACCGCUCCCGUACUCCGGCAGACCCCAUAGCCAACAGAUAACUGACCAUCUCCCAUCAGAAAAUCAUCCACAAUGGGUAUCACCAAGGUUCACGCUCGUUACGUCUACGACUCUCGUGGCAACCCCACCGUCGAGGUCGAUGUCGUGACCGAGGAGACUGGCCUCGCCCGCGCCAUCGUGCCAUCUGGUGCCUCCACCGGUCAGCACGAGGCUUGCGAGCUCCGUGACGGCGACAAGACCCACUGGGCUGGCAAGGGUGUUCUCCAGGCCGUCAAGAACGUCAACGAGGUCAUUGGCCCCGCGCUCAUCAAGGAGAAGAUUGACGUCAAGGACCAGAGCAAGGUCGACGAGUUCCUCCUCAAGCUCGACGGUACCCCCAACAAGACCAAGCUCGGUGCCAACGCCAUUCUCGGUGUCAGUUUGGCUGUCGCCAAGGCCGGUGCUGCCGAGAAGGGUGUCCCUCUCUACGCUCACGUCUCCGACCUUGCCGGCACCAAGAAGCCCUAUGUCCUCCCCGUUCCCUUCAUGAACGUCCUCAACGGCGGUUCCCACGCCGGUGGCCGUCUUGCCUUCCAAGAGUUCAUGAUCGUUCCUUCUGCCGCCCCCUCUUUCUCCGAGGCCAUGCGCCAGGGUGCUGAGGUGUACCAGAAGCUCAAGGGCCUCGCCAAGAAGAAGUACGGCCAGUCCGCUGGCAACGUCGGUGACGAGGGUGGUGUUGCUCCCGAUAUCCAGAGCGCCGAGGAGGCCCUCGAGCUCAUCACCGAGGCCAUUGAGGCCGCUGGCUACACUGGCCAGAUCAAGAUCGCCAUGGAUGUCGCCUCCAGCGAGUUCUACAAGGAGGACGCCAAGAAGUACGAUCUCGACUUCAAGAACCCCGAGAGCGACCCCUCCAAGUGGCUCACCUACGAGGAGUUGGCUGCCCUCUACUCCGACCUCUGCAAGAAGUACCCCAUCGUCUCCAUCGAGGACCCCUUCGCUGAGGAUGACUGGGAGGCCUGGAGCUACUUCUACAAGACCCAGGGCGAGUCCAUCCAGAUCGUUGCUGACGACUUGACCGUCACCAACCCUCUCCGCAUCAAGAAGGCCAUUGAGCUCAAGGCUUCCAACGCCCUUCUCCUCAAGGUCAACCAGAUCGGUACCCUUACCGAGUCCAUCCAGGCCGCCAAGGACUCCUAUGCCGAUGGCUGGGGCGUCAUGGUUUCUCACCGCUCUGGUGAGACCGAGGAUGUCACCAUCGCCGACAUUGCCGUCGGUAUCCGCUCCGGCGAGAUCAAGACCGGCGCUCCCUGCAGAUCGGAGCGCCUGGCCAAGCUUAACCAGAUUCUCCGCAUCGAGGAGGAGCUUGGCGAGAACGCCGUGUAUGCCGGCGAGAACUUCCGCAAAUCCAUCAACUUGUAAGGUGGACGUGGUGGGAUGCCUCGGGGGGAAUCGGAACCCAGAGGGACGGGGUCUGGUGAUUUGUUGGUAACAGGUUUACCUCGGGUCAAAAGAUGUCUGAGAUGACUUAUGAAAAGGGUGGCGAAGCCUUAGAAAGCAGGGAAAUACCAAUGUGAAUUCUUUUUCAAAGUCCA
Podospora bellae-mahoneyi is the source of this 2038-nucleotide messenger RNA. RefSeq names its product phosphopyruvate hydratase (gene ENO1). NCBI's taxonomy places the organism in Eukaryota, Fungi, Ascomycota, Sordariomycetes, Sordariales, Podosporaceae. Gene Ontology annotation, molecular function: phosphopyruvate hydratase activity; magnesium ion binding. Gene Ontology annotation, cellular component: phosphopyruvate hydratase complex. The transcript has 3 exons. The record is from RefSeq and is a predicted model, not a curated record. Gene Ontology annotation, biological process: glycolytic process. Bases 540 to 1865 code for a protein of 441 amino acids.